CAAAUUCCUCAUUCUAGUGAAGAAAUUGAGGGAGUACUAUUUUCUUUUCUUUUCCUUUCAAAUUCCUUGAACCAAACAUAGUGUUAAAGAAAAGGUAGCGGACUUAUUAUAAUUUCCCAAAUUUUAGCGAUAGGGUUGUAGAGUUGAUGAAUGCUAGAGCAAACUUUUCUAGAUUCGGGGAAGAAGAAGAAAAAAAGAAAUAAAUCUGCUCACUAAUGGCAGCUCUGGUAUCAAAUCAAAAUUUUUCUAAAAGUUCAGGUAGGUUCAGGUAUCAAAUCAAAAUUUUCUCAUUUUUGAGAAAAUUGGUUAAAGUAACAAAAAUAAGUUGCUAAAAUUACUAUAUUUUAGCAUUUAGUAAAAGGGUUGGAGAUGCUCAAGUGUUGAAAUUCUUGUGGGUUGAGAGAAUCGGGCGGUGUGUUGGGUAAAAUUAACCACUUUGUGUAUAAACUCGGGAUCCGCUUUCUAUCCUAAAAGCUUAAACAUGAUGCCUAAUGAUAUGGUUUCACCCUUCCAUAUAUGCGAGUUGUGUUUCUUUAUUUUGGAGAUAUACCCAUCGGCUUAAACUCUUUUGGGUUAUAUAAUGUGGAUCCCAACUAUAUAUGCAAGUAGCAUUUCUUUGUUUUUUUCCAGAUGUGGGAACUCCAACACAAAGUUUUUUAUGUUCAAUCGGAGUGGCGAAAUUGGGAAGCAAACUGUACAAAGUGAUUCACCACAAAAUGAGGGCAGAGCAGCUUAGUGGGAAGCUAAUGAGAAGAAAAACAAAUGUAAAGGGGACUAUGCCUGGCCACGACAUGCAAGUAUAGGCCCAUUGUAUCAUUAGGACUUUUGCAUUUAGGUGACAUUUUUUUCCCGAAGGACGUGCUGUUGUUGGUGACAGGCAGAUGCAAAGGUGUGUUUUUUGUUGGCCAUUUGGUACUUGGGUGGCAUGAUUUUGAUGCAUGUUGUGACUGUGAAGGAAGCUAGCUGGUUGUUUAAAUGGGAGCAACCAAUUACACUUAUUUUUUACGGAGUAUUUAAUAUUUACCUAUUUUUGUUCGAAUUAAAUUCUACUACUUCCG
Cuscuta campestris is the source of this 1058-nucleotide messenger RNA. The record is from the annotation of a GenBank genome assembly. Lineage: Eukaryota; Viridiplantae; Streptophyta; Magnoliopsida; Solanales; Convolvulaceae.